AUAAUUAAGCUACUAGCCACAAGUUUUUUGCUGAAUGUCUCAUGAAAUAUAUGUCCUACUCAAUGUUGAAAUUCAUAAGUAGUGAAAUUGAAAAGAAAGUGAAUAGAAAAAAUAUUUUAUUUUCAAAUUGAUCUAAUGAGAUAUCAAUGCGCUCAUCCUUGAGCUAUAUAUUAUCUCACGCGCCUGGAGAGUCGGUAAUGUCGCAUCCUGACUACGCGCAACAUGCCCAACACCACGCCUGCCUUUUGGUGUUGGUCAGAGGGAUUGGGGGCGUCCUCAAAAAUUUUAAUAAGUUGUGGGAGCGUAUACAGCGUGUUAACAACAUUAAGGUUACGGAUUCCACGGGACAAGUUAGAGAUAUUUGGGUAAGAUAUGUCCGAGAUUACCCAGUGGAAAACAAUGAUUGGGGGGAUUUUCAGACCCAUAGACGUUUGCUGGGUUUGAUAACUCUUAGUAAGUUUACAAACCAAAUAGAGUUGAAUGAAGUAUGCAGGGUUCAUGAGUCUCUCAAAGUUAAGUAUUCUAACACAUUGUACGACUCUCGGGCUUUUAUGUUUGGACCCGGUAGUAACUUGAAGAAACCGGAACAAGAACCGGAUACAUACAGUGUCUAUGAAGAAAAACAGACAGAAGAUAAAAGCAGCUUAAAUUACAAGCCAACAAAUGAGCCAGGAGAUAGUCUGUCAUCAAAUGAUAGUUAUGCUCAAUCAACAUCAUCUAGUGCUUCUUAUGUGGUGCAAGAAGAAAAUUUCACAAUACCAUCUAAUUUUAAAACCCAUGCAAUGUUCUACGGAGAGAAUGAACCAGUGUCUGAUUUGGAACAAAAUGUAGCGGACCUCAUUAACUCACUUUUUUGGGUGGUGGAGUCAAAAAGAUUAGAAAGAUCUCGUGAGAAACUUGAUAAGGUGUCAUUACUUUUGGCACCUUUUGAGAAAAGGGAUUUCAUAGGUCUGGACAUGGAUUCACGUAACAACAAGAAGCGUUGUAUGGGUAGGGUCACCAAAAACUUAGCUGAUUUAACACUGCAAUCUGGAUUGGUAUCAGAAAGUUUAACUUUAUAUCAUUCAGCAGCAGAAAUACUGAAGGCUGUUAAUGAUUGGUUAUGGUUGGCCGCUGCUAAAGAAGGCCACUGCGCAGCCUCUGCUAUCCUAAUUUACCCAAACCUACGUAGCACGAUGCCUUUACAUCGAAACGCGAGUCUUCAAGAGAGUUCACCUAACAAAACGAAGCCAUUAUCAUUAUUCCAACCGAGCGUUGAUUCAUUCAGGAAAUACAAGCUUACUUCUUCUCCUUUAAGAUCAUCUAAAACAUCCAGUCCGAUAAACCCACCCAGUGAACUAACUCCGUCUUCAUCUGAUAGUGUUGAAACUUCAUCAAGACAAUCUGAAAGUGAUAAUGCGGAUACAGAAUCAUUAGCUUCCUCAAGUGAUAUUGAAUACCAAAGUCAGAAGUCCUACAUUACUAUGGAUAUACCUUCAAUACCUAGACAAGUUAAUAAUCAAUAUCUUCUAAACGGAGAAGAUAUUGCAGAAAAGUAUCGGAAAGCUAUAAUACAUUAUAGUAAAUACCAAAAUGCGGGUAUUAUUGAAACUGAAGCAUGCUUCAAAGCGGCAAGGAUAGCGGUGGAACAGAACAACAGUUUGUUAACAUCCAGUUUUCUACAGAAUGUUAUAUUUAUUAAUUUGACACUCAGUGAACAGGAGAAAAUACAAAGAUUUGACACUCUUGCGGAAAUUUACAAGGAAAUUGGUUUCUUACGCAAAGCUGCAUUCUACCAGCGGCUGGCGGCGACACGUCAGGUGAGCGCCAACAACCCCAAUCCCGACUGGCAGCGCUGCUAUUACCUCAUGUUGCACAGCUUCCCCGGACACAUGCUCAGCCUGGACCCUGGACAGGUUGUGCAGCAUCAGAUCGGGUGGCCGGCGCUGCAGAUCCAGCUGCUGCAGGAGGUGGUGGUGGCGUCGCGGCGCAUGGGACAUCCCGCGCUCGCCACACGACACAUGACCUUCCUGCUGCAGGCAAUGUGGCCGCAUCUCACCCGCCAGGAGCACCGGGACCUCGCCAUACAGCUGCAGGCGGUAUCAGCACAAUGUGAGGGAGGUCCAGUACCGCUGGUUCUUGAAACAGGCGAAGUGAUACCACCAGCUAACUUGACCCAUGUGCCGCAGUGCCUCAGUUUCUCGCCCAAACCACUACCACCGACUAGAACCCCACACUCCAUUAAGUGCAAAGUACAACAGGGUCCUUUUAUAUUCACACCAAUACACUUUGGUAGUCUCGAGAGGAAAUCUAAGAAGGAAGAAGGGAAAAUGGAAUAUCUAUGGGUAGAGGACGAUAUAUGCGAAGUACAAAUGAAACUAACCAAUCCGUUACCAUUUGAACUGAAAGUAUCCAACAUGCUUCUUCUAACAUCGGGAGUUGUGUUCGAAUCAUUACCAGAGACAAUAAUAUUACCACCAGACUCACCGACUAUAGUCAAUUUACACGGAACACCUAAAGAAGUCGGUGAAUUACAAAUACUGGGUUACUCCACACAUACAUUGGGUGUUAAAUCUAAUUGUAGACUAAAAAAUUUACCUUUGAGUAAUAAAUUUCCGACAUCAUACGUCAUCGAAGUAAUACCGAGUUUACCGACAAUGUUGAUAGAAACAAGUCUGUCUUUGUCCGGACACUUGAAUGUGUCCGGUGAAAGUAAUAAUGUGACAAAUGUGUCUCUAUACAAUGGUGAAUGUACUGAAUGUACGAUCAAAAUAACCAAUACCAGUGCUGUACCUAUUGAAUAUUUGGAUAUGGCUAUACAGUCAAAUAUGGACAACCAACUCCAAUCCAAGGUAUUCCAAUGGUCCAAUGAUGAUGUACAAUCUCAGCUGCCCAUACUACCGAAUGAAGUAGCCACAAUCAAACUGAAGUUAUACGCUGAAGCUGAUUUCUUGGACCUCGGAGGUGUUGGAGAGAAUCUGUUCCCGAACAGUCUGACCUCUAAUUACCCUUCAAGAGUUGGAUCUCCAGUACCUAAUGCUCAGCUGUCACUUCCGACGCAGAGUUCCAACCCACAUACGUCGCUAAGUAGUGGACUGAUGGUUAAUCGUACUUCUGGCAGUUUUAGAUCUUCAAAUUCACAAACGACAAGUUGGUCUGCGCCGCUGUCGGUAAUGCCGCCGUCUAGAGGCCGACAAGUUGAAGCACAGAUGAUAUUAAGGUACUCUGGUGGUGCUGGCAAGGAGACCCACUGCCGGCAGUCAACGCUGCAGUUCAACUUGGAGCUGCUGCCCAGCGUCUCUAUCACACAUUGGGAUGUCCUGCCUGCGGAGAUUCCAACACAACUGUAUCUGGUAUUGGAUGUAACAAAUCUAACAUCAGAGGAGAUGGCCUUCCACUACACGAGCGACAAGCACAUCCUGAUCGAAAGCAAGGAGUCAAGGAGGGUGCCAGUGCCACUGGAACGCUGCCCCUUCAAUGUCACACCCAACAAAUAUAAUGAUGAAGAUACGGCAGAAAGUAAAUCAACGUCGACGUCUAGUGGUUCGCUGAGUCUAGAGCUGAUGUGCUCGGAGCACAUAACUAGCAAUGUGUCGCUCCGCUGGCAGCUGCUGCAGUCGGGGCUGCGCGGCGCCGCCUCCGUACGCGGCAUCACGCUCUCACACGCUAUGAUGGAUAUCGUCAGGAUGUCGCCUUUGAAUUGGGAGGUGAGCGUGAACAAGCAAUGUAUAAAGCCGCAAGAGGAGCUGAACUGUACGGCGGGUGAGUGUCUCGCGCUGGGUGUGUCUGUCCAGAACCUGCUGAGCCGGCCGCUGCACAAACUCUGCCUCUCCGUGCAGUUCUACCAGGAUUAUAACAACGGCGUGCUCAGCUACAAACUUGAUAACCGUAUCGCAACCGCUGGCAAUAACAAGGUGGUUCUUUCAACGUUAACGGAAACUUCCAAAGCUUUCCAUGAGUGUACCGUCGUCUUUUUAACUCCAGGCGAAUAUAAAAUAGACAUACAAUGCUCCACCACGGAACCAAUAUUAGAAGAACCAGUUGCUAAGGAGGUCGACAACACUUCUAUAAUCCAGCCAUGCUCCGGAGAAGUUAACCACGUUUGGAGAUUCAUUCCGCCUGUAGCUAUAAGCGUCACUGAUUAAAGAAAUACUUAUUCAAUGUAAAAAUAUUUAUAUCAACAUAUGUACGUGUGUAUUAUUAUCAAA
This is a messenger RNA of Papilio machaon (common yellow swallowtail), 4187 nucleotides long. RefSeq names its product protein brunelleschi (gene brun). The record is from RefSeq and is a predicted model, not a curated record. Bases 147 to 4124 code for a protein of 1325 amino acids. NCBI's taxonomy places the organism in Eukaryota, Metazoa, Arthropoda, Insecta, Lepidoptera, Papilionidae. The transcript has 17 exons. Gene Ontology annotation, cellular component: trans-Golgi network.